Nicrophorus vespilloides is the source of this 1076-nucleotide messenger RNA. It is a transcript of the gene Nse4, whose product is annotated as EP300-interacting inhibitor of differentiation 3. Gene Ontology annotation, biological process: DNA repair. Gene Ontology annotation, cellular component: Smc5-Smc6 complex; nucleus. The coding region runs from base 142 to 1062 and encodes 306 amino acids. Lineage: Eukaryota; Metazoa; Arthropoda; Insecta; Coleoptera; Silphidae. The transcript is spliced from 5 exons. The record is from RefSeq and is a predicted model, not a curated record.
UUUGGUUAAUUUUGUGUGAAUAUGGUCAUAUACUAUAGUCGUUGUUUGUAUUUGUGUUUAUUUAUUCGAUAAUUCGAAGCCUUUGAAUGUCAAUAGAAAUAUUUCAUAUCGUUUGAGUCAGUUUGAGUUAUAUAUCAAGAAAUGGUAAAUAUGGAGGUGGACACAGAAAACAUCAAUGAUACAAAUUCAAGAAUUGCGAAGAAAAUCGGUUUGAAAAAUUUAUUGGAUCGUGUGGGAAUAAUUGAGGAAAAUGCUGAUUUUGGAUUAAAUGCAGUCAUUGAAGUAAAUCAAGUUUUGCAAGGUUUGGAUGUUCUUGAAAAGACAUACUCAGUACAUAAACGGCUGGAUAAUUCUGAUGAAACAAUACUGGAUGUGAAAUUAUUAAACUCUGCAAGCAGUGUAGUAAAUAAAGCUUUAGAUAGUGUGACAUCCUUUCAAAGUAAUGUCUAUGAUCCGAGAGAAUUCGCUGAAAAAAUAAUUUCCAAAUGUAAUGAAAAUGAAGAUGAUUUUCAUGAGUCAAGCUUACUGAAUCUGCUAGAAGAUGCCAAAACAAUUUAUCACAAAGUUCCUAUAUUUGCAUCAUUAUAUGGUACAUAUACUUUAAACAAAGAACAGAUUAUUAAGAAAAGUAAACCAAGAAUAGAAAAGCAGUCACAGAAGACGGUUGUCAAGAAAACAUUACUUAAAGUAAAAAAUGUUAAGGAAGAUGAACAAAGUAUUGAUGACAUUGUUGAUUUCCUGUUAGAAGUCUUGAAAUUAAAUUAUGAAAAGAACAAUAACCAACCAAUACUGUAUUAUAGAUAUGUAAUUGAUACAGAUGAUUUUGGUAAAACUGUUGAAAAUAUUUUUUAUACUUCAUUCCUUAUUCGAGACGGAAAGGCUAAACUAAAUCUAGAUGAUAAUGAUGAACCUACAUUAGAACCAAUACAUAAAAAAUACUUGAAAGCUUUCCGUAACUCAAAAGGACAUAACAUUCAAAUGAUCAGCUCUAUAACAAUGGAGAAAUGGAGGGAACAUUCACAAGAAAUAGGUUAUCUACAGGAAGUAAAGAACAAUUUGUAAGAAAUAAUAUUAAG